GUGUCCCGCUUGUUGUGUUGUGGUUGUGAGUUGUCGCGGUGGCUGCGUUUUGCUGUCCCUAGUUUCCUUUUCGUCCUGGCUCAGAUGGCGAGCUCCGCGGGUCCUCGUCGGUCCGGUCCGGGUCUCUGGUCCUCGGUGCUGCUCCUGAUGCUUCUGUCGGUGCUGAACGGGCCGGUGUGUGCUUUAUCCGAGCAAGGGAAAUGGAUCCUGAACGUCGACAGUGAAACCCUGAAGAAGCGGACCCUCUUCACCUUCGCUAAAACUUUGUUCAACAACAGCAACGUCCACCUGAAACUGGUGUCAGAGACCUGUAACUCCUCGUCUCCGGUCCUCCUCGAUGUCUCCUGGUACUUCAGGAACUCUCACUGCUACAACGAAGUCAUCAGUCUGGGCUCACAGAGCGCUGACUCUUACUUCAAGUCUGACAAGGUGAAUCAAAGAGGAGGAAGUGGAUACUACAUGUUUCACCAGUAUCCUCCAAUCAGCUGCCAGCAACACAUGAAACCCAACACGUUCGGUCUGGGUGUGUUGCCGGUGAAAACCCGUCUGAAGGAUCUGCCGCAGGAACAGCCAAUCACAGAGAAGCCUCAUGGUGACAGGAGGAGGAGGGACGUGGAGGUACCUCAACCAAAGCCGGCUGCAGCCAAGAAAGAAGAAGCUUCGAACUCUACAGCGCCUGCCAAAGAGGUCGCCGCGGCGCCGCCUCACCUGGACCUGGUGGCUGAGAGCUGGGAGGACGGGCCGUACAUGUUCAUCCUGAGAGUCACAGAGAUCAGACCAAAGAGUCGCGCCCCUGACCACGCUAGCUCUGCUAACGGUGCUAACCCCCCUGCACCCUGGAGUGUCCAGAUUCAGAUCAGCAUGAAGGGUCCUCACGACUAUAUAUCAGCUACUGAAUGGCCUCUGAUGGUGUUCUACAUGGUGAUGUGUAUCGUGUACGUGCUGCUCGCCGUGCUCUGGUUGGUCCUGUCGGCGUGCUACUGGAGGGAUCUGCUCAGGAUCCAGUUCUGGAUCGGAGGCGUCAUCUUCCUCGGCAUGUUGGAGAAGGCCGUUUACUACGCCGAGUUUCAGAGCAUCAGAUACGACGGGCUGUCGGUUCACGGCGCCGUGGUGUUCGCCGAGGUGCUCUCCGCCGUGAAGAGGACGCUGGCCAGAGUGUUGGUGAUCAUCGCCAGCCUGGGAUACGGCAUCGUCAAGCCGAGGCUCGGCGCCUUGCUGCAUCGAGUCGUCGGAGUCGGUCUGCUCUACCUGAUCUUCUCCAUCGUCGAGGGAAUUCUACGAGUCAACGACGACGGAGGUGAAGCCUACACCGUUAGAUUUACUAAGAUUGUACUCGCCUUCAUUGACUCCUGUAUUUUCUGGUGGAUCUUUGUGAGUCUGGUUCAGACGAUGAAGCUGCUGCGUCUGAGGAGGAACGUGGUGAAGCUCUCGCUCUACAGACACUUCACCAACACGCUCAUCUUCGCCGUCAUAGCGUCGGUCAUCUUCAUCAUCUGGACCACCAAGACCUUCAGGAUGUCAAAGUGUCAGUCUGACUGGAGGGAGCUGUGGAUAGACGACGCCUUCUGGCGCUUCCUGUUCUCCAUCGUCCUAUUGGUCAUCAUGUUCCUAUGGCGACCGUCAGCCAAUAACCAGAGGUAUGCUUUCAGUCCUCUGCUGGAUGAGGAGAGCGAGGAGGAGGAGAAGGAGCCGAUGAUGAACGAGGCCUUCGAGGGGAUGAAAAUGAGAGGAAUGAAGAACGAGACCAACGGGUCGGCCAAAGCCAACAAAGUGGAUGAAGAUCUGAAAUGGGUUGAAGAGAACAUCCCGUCGUCUAUGGCCGACGUAGCCUUGCCCCCCCUGCUGGACUCGGAUGAGGAAACCAUGACGACCAAGUUUGAGAUGUCCAAGAUGGAGUGAAGGAGGAGAGGAGGAGUGGAGGAAACAGGAAGCAGGAGAUGAGGAGUGAAGGAAACAGGAGAGAUUGAAGAACAGAGAUAUUUUAACAGAUUAAAGUGAAGAGUUGGAGAGAAGAGGAGGAGAGAAGAGGAGGAGAGGAGAGGAGGAGAGAAGAGGAGGAGAGGAGAGGAGCGAUGGAGGAGCGAUGGAGGAGAGAGGGAGUCCAGGUGGAGGUGUGUGAUGACAUCACUGACUUUAUGAGCUUUAUGACUGUUCACACACUGGGAGUGAAAUCGAUCGCCUGUCUGUAUUUAUAUUUCUAUACACACAGAAUAUUUUGACAGACUCGAUGUUCUCGGCCUCGGAGCGGCUCCUUUUUGCCUUUUCUUUGUUUACAUGUUGACGUGUGAUGUUUUCAGGUUUUUUCUCAUCAUCUGACUCGUUUGUGUUUUCACUGUCGCCAUGGCAACAGCAGCAGCAGCACUCGCUCACUUGUUGUCCCGGCUGCUCGUGGUUCUUUUACUUCCUGCUGUUGACCUUUGAAACUUUAACAUCCAAAGUUUGAGACGAUCGGUGAGGAGGAAGAUUUAUUUUGUGAGCACGUAUUUUUUUUAAAAUUGUUUUGUUUCCGUCUUAAAAUGUUUCAGAAAGUUUCCGCAUCAUGUGGACGGACUGGAUGAACCUGCUGAGUUAGCACUUAAAACAUGUUGAUGCACUUGAUGAAAAACUCCAUUUAAAUGUCCCUGUGGAUGUUGAUGUGCUGUCACACAAAGCUGAGGGGGCGGGGCAUCAUUUACUCCAGUGGUGCUCAGCUGGCCUAGCCUCAGGACCCAGAGACCCAAAUUUCAGAUAUUUUUCCACCAGUUAGAUUUAUUUUUUAUUUUUUUUUAAAGUGGAGAUUUGGAUAAACGAUAAGACAAAAAUAAAGAAUAAAACAAACAAGUUUUAAAAAGCUCUUUGUACCCUUUUUGAAAAACGACCCACUUUGGGGUCCCGACCCACCAGUUGAGCACCACUGAUGUAGUCCAUCUCGGUGUGAGCAAAUCUGUUCAGAUUGAGUUUGACAGAAUUCAUCAACAGUUGGGUCAGAGCUGUUUUUUUUGGAUUCCUUCAGAAGUCUUCAGUAAGAAUCUAUAUUUGAAUAAAUGAUCCAGCAUCUACUGUGUGUGCAGAAACAAAACGUCUGACGUGUCCUGAAGGUCGAGGUCUGCAGGUGAAGGUCAAUAAACACAUUUUUACAAGA
Labrus bergylta (ballan wrasse) is the source of this 3121-nucleotide messenger RNA. NCBI's taxonomy places the organism in Eukaryota, Metazoa, Chordata, Actinopteri, Labriformes, Labridae. The record is from RefSeq and is a predicted model, not a curated record.